UUAUUUUAUUUAAUCAUUCACCCUGAACAGCUUUAAACAGUCAACAUAAUGAAAGUUUGCUCUUAGUACUCCUCCUGUGUAACAACACAGCUCUCUCUGAACUCAUAAAACCCACAAGAAAAUAGAACUAAGUGUUUCAUAUUACAGAACACGGUUGACACAGUCUAUGUGUUACAUUUAGGAGAAUUUUGCAUCCAACGUUAAACCAGAAAAGAUAAGACAUAGUGAGAACGCAUGGUGGCGCUGCAGGUUAAGGUGGUGAGAAACAGAACUGCAGACGUAGCUCCAGGAUCCAGCCAAUUUCACACUGCCUGGAAGCUUAAGAACAGCUUUCUCGGUCAGAGCACAAUGUGUGUGAAACCUCUUUAAAACUGUAUUUAGAGACAUAGUUCUGACCUGCUAUACUGCAGGACCGGACUACCAGGAUCCUGGGCAUAUAUGAAGCUCCUGUGAACUCAGUUUUCAGGGAAGAGCAAUGGAGAUUGGAUGGAUGCACAAUCCGAGACAAAGGCAAGUCCUAGUUUUCUUUGUUGUGCUGAGCAUGUAUGGGGCGAGCGCCGAGUUGGGGCCCUAUUCAGUAGUGGAAGAAACAGAGAGAGGCUCCUUUGUGGCAAAUGUAGGAAAAGACCUGGGGCUGGGGUUGACAGAGAUGUCCACCCGCGGUGCCCGGAUCAUUUCCCAGGGGAACAAAGAGCAUUUGCAGCUCAAGGUUCAGACUGGGGAUUUGCUCAUAAAUGACAAACUAGAUCGAGAGAAGCUAUGCGGUCCGAGUGAGCCUUGCAUACUACAUUUCCAAGUAUUAAUGGAAAAACCGUUAGAGAUAUUUCAGGCAGAACUGAGAGUGCAAGACAUAAAUGACCAUUCCCCCGUGUUCACUGAAAGAGAAAUGAUUCUAAAAAUACCGGAAAACAGUCCUAUAGGAAUUGCGUUCCCUCUGAGUAAUGCUCUGGACUUGGAUGUAGGCAGCAACAAUGUUCAGAACUAUAAAAUCAGCCCCAACUCCCAUUUUCGGGUUCUGACCCGAAAUCGCAGCGACGGUAGAAAAUACCCUGAGCUGGUGUUGGACAAAGAGCUGGAUCGGGAGGAGGAGCCUGAAAUCUCAUUAACCCUGACAGCGCUGGAUGGCGGCUCUCCGCCUCGGUAUGGAACCGCCCAGGUGCGCAUUGAAGUGGUGGACAGUAACGAUAACGCCCCUGAGUUUGAGCAGUCGCUCUACAAGGUGCAUAUUCCCGAAGACAGCCCCGUAGGCUCCCUGGUUGUCACUGUCUCUGCCAGCGAUGUAGACAGUGGAGUCUAUGGAAAAAUAUCAUACACAUUCUUUCAGCCUUCAGAAGAUAUUAGCAAAACUUUGGAGGUAAAUGCUAUGACAGGCGAAAUUCGACUGAGAAAAAAAGUAGAUUUUGAAACAGUUCUGUCUUACGAAGUGGACAUCAAGGCCACUGAUGGGGGAGGUCUUUCAGGAAAAUGCACUCUUCUCCUGCAAGUAGUGGAUGUGAAUGACAAUCCUCCAGAAGUGACAGUGUCUGCACUCACCAAUCCCAUCCCAGAGAACUCCCCUGACAUUGUAGUUGCUGUUUUCAGUGUUUCAGAUCCUGACUCUGGGGACAAUGGGAAAACUAUUUCCUCCAUCCAGGAUGACCUUCCUUUUCUUCUAAAACCUUCAGGCAAGAACUUUUACACCUUAGUAGCCCAGAAAACACUAGAUAGAGAAGAAAGAGACGAGUACAACAUCACCAUCACCGUCACAGAUAUGGGGACACCGAGACUGAAAACCCAGCACAACAUAACCGUGCUGGUGUCCGACGUCAACGACAACGCCCCCGCCUUCACCCAGACCUCCUACACCCUGUCCGUCCGCGAGAACAACAGCCCCGCCCUGCACAUCGGCACCGUCCGCGCCACAGACAGAGACGCGGGCGCCAACGCCCAGGUCACCUACUCGCUGCUGCCGCCCCUCGACGCGCACGUGCCCCUGGCCUCCCUGGUGGCCAUCAACCCGGACAACGGCCACCUGUUCGCCCUGAGGUCCCUGGACUACGAGGCCCUGCGGGCGUUCGAGUUCCGCGUGGGCGCCGCCGACCGCGGCUCGCCCGCGCUCAGCAGCCAGGCGCUGGUGCGCGUGCUCGUGGCAGACGACAACGACAACGCGCCCUUCGUGCUGUACCCGCUGCAGAACGCCUCGGCGCCCUGCACCGAGCUGGUGCCCAGGGCGGCCGAGGCGGGCUACCUGGUGACCAAGGUGGUGGCGGUGGACGGCGACUCGGGCCAGAACGCCUGGCUGUCGUACCAGCUGCUCAAGGCCACGGAGCCCGGGCUGUUCGGCGUGUGGGCGCACAACGGCGAGGUGCGCACGGCCCGGCUGCUGAGCGAGCGCGACGCGGCCAAGCACAGGCUGGUGGUGCUGGUCAAGGACAACGGCGAGCCGCCGCUGUCGGCCAGCGUCACGCUGCACGUGCUGCUGGUGGACGGCUUCUCGCAGCCCUACCUGUCGGCCCCGGAAGCGGAAGCGGCGGACGCGGCGCCGGCCGACCCGCUCACCGUCUACCUGGUGGUCGCCUUGGCGUCGGUGUCGUCGCUCUUCCUCUUCUCGGUGCUGGUGUUCGUCGCGGUGCGGCUGUGCAGGCGGGGCGGGGCGGCCUCGGUGGGUCGCUGCUCGGUGCCCGAGGGCCCCUUUCCGGGCCACCUGGUGGACGUCAGCGGCACGGGGACCCUGUCCCAGAGCUACCAGUACGAGGUGUGUCUGACGGGAGGCUCUGGGAGUAAUGAGUUCAAAUUCUUGAAGCCGAUUCUCCCCAACCUCCCGCCCCAAUGCCCUGGGAAAGAAAUAGAGGAAAAUCGUACCUUCUACAAUAGCUUUGGGUUCAAUAUUCAGUGACCGUAAUUAACUUUUAUAUCUCAUAGGUAUGUUGUUUUGUGGCACUUCCAUACCAACAUUAUUUCCCCCAAAAUGUGUGUGUUUGAAGUUGUACUGAUGUUACUUUAUGUUUUCGCAUGUUCUACCCACCUUUACUUUUAAGUGAAUGUUUAUCUUUACCUGUGGUUGUAGUUAGAUAGCAAUUUAUUCUCUAACCAAGGAGGUCUUAAUUUGUAAUUAAUUUGCCUCCUUAAAUAAUAAUACCAAAUCAGUUUUUGCUCAUGGCCCUCUCUCCAGUUGAACUCUCAUUCACAAUUAGGCUUAUGAUAAAAUA
This is a messenger RNA of Balaenoptera ricei (Rice's whale), 3188 nucleotides long. RefSeq names its product protocadherin beta-16. Gene Ontology annotation, biological process: homophilic cell-cell adhesion. Bases 476 to 2875 code for a protein of 799 amino acids. The transcript has a single exon. Gene Ontology annotation, cellular component: plasma membrane. The record is from RefSeq and is a predicted model, not a curated record. Gene Ontology annotation, molecular function: calcium ion binding. Lineage: Eukaryota; Metazoa; Chordata; Mammalia; Artiodactyla; Balaenopteridae.